AUGGAUGGGGCGCAAUUGGCGCGGUGGACGCGAUUUGCAGGCAAGGGAGGAAUUGGAAAGUGCACGGCAGUGAGAGACUGUAUUGCAGAAAGCGGGGAUGAUUUAAUGUUUCUCAAGGACGACCCAAUUAUUGUUCUCAUGCAACUACCCUCACCCGACGAAGGAUGGUUCCUUGGCUACUGUGAAGGCGUCGUUGGGCGAUUCAAUGGCGCAGACGUUCAGUUCGAGAAGGGAAAACCAUUGAAGAAACCAGUCCUUGCAAAACGAGGGAGCAGU
Desarmillaria tabescens is the source of this 276-nucleotide messenger RNA. RefSeq lists its product as uncharacterized. The annotation marks the transcript as partial. Gene Ontology annotation, molecular function: protein binding. The record is from RefSeq and is a predicted model, not a curated record. The transcript is spliced from 2 exons. NCBI's taxonomy places the organism in Eukaryota, Fungi, Basidiomycota, Agaricomycetes, Agaricales, Physalacriaceae.